Messenger RNA from Sus scrofa (pig), 1333 nucleotides. RefSeq lists its product as uncharacterized. The record is from RefSeq and is a predicted model, not a curated record. Gene Ontology annotation, cellular component: keratin filament. NCBI's taxonomy places the organism in Eukaryota, Metazoa, Chordata, Mammalia, Artiodactyla, Suidae.
GCAAAGUGUGUCUCUGCUCAGAAAUCAACCCUCCACACCUGACACCAUGACCCAUUCCUGCUGCUCCUCUUGCUGCCAACCAACCUGCUGCAGAACCACUUGCUGCAGGACCACCUGCUACCAGCCCAUUGGCAGUGGGUCCAGCUGUUGCCAGUCUUGCUGCCCCCCAACUUGCUGCCAGACCACCUGCUGCCAACCUACUUGUGAGUCCAGCAGCUGUGGACAAACCUGCAGCGGGUCCAGCUGCUGCCAGCCCUGCUGCCAGCCCAUUCGCUGUCAAACCACCUGCUGCAGGACCACUUGCUGCAAACCGACUUGUGUGACCACCUGCUGUGAGUCCAGCUGCUGCCAGCCCUGCUGCCAGCCUGUUCGCUGUCAAACCACCUGCUGCAGGACCACCUGCCUCAAACCCACCUGUGUGACCCCCUGCUGCCAGCCCACGUGCUGUGAGUCCAGCAGCUGUGGACAAACCUGCUGCGGGUCCAGCUGCGGACAGCCCUGCUGCCAGCCCUGCUGCCAGCCCGUUCGCUGUCAAACCACCUGCUGCAGGACCACUUGCUGCAAACCGACUUGUGUGACCCCCUGCUGCCAGCCCACGUGCUGUGAGUCCAGCAGCUGUGGACAAACCUGCAGCGGGUCCAGCUGCUGCCAGCCCUGCUGCCAGCCCCGCUACCAGCCGGCUUGCAGUGCCGCUGUGUACUGCCGCAGAACCUGCUACCACCCCACGUGCUUCUGCCUGCCGGGCUGCCUAGCCCAGAGCUGUGGCUCCAGCUGCUGCCAGCCUUGCUGCCGCCCUGUCUGCUGUCAGACCCCCUGCUGCCAGCCCUCCUGCUGCUGAUCACCUGGCCAAAGAGCCACUGUCUCACAGCCAAACUUCUUAUCCCCUGAUUUGCCAUCCCUCAGACAAAUUCACUUCCAAAUAUUGCCGAAAGCCAGCAUUCUGUCACCCAAUUUUUGUUAUUCAUCUGCCUGUUUGGAAGCUCGUGAAUCAGCUUGAUGGCGUGUGAGGACCCCUCAGCCUCUUCUUCCUGUGUGGGGGGGUCAUGCGCCAGCUUCCUGCAUCCUCUAUAUGGAGUGUUUGUCUCUGCUUUGACUCUGAAAUCAUGACCUGCACCUCUUUCUACGUGCAACUUAGGGAAAAAACCCUCAUGUCUUUUUCUUCUAUUUCUGCUGCUUCUCUUCAUGAUAAUUUUCAUAAUCAUGUUUCUUUUUCAAUGUCCUCAUGGUUCCUUUCUCCUGCUUUCUUCCUUUCAUGAUCGCAGUGAGUUGUCUCCCUAAAAAGAGGGAAUCGUACCCACAUUUCUAAAUAAAUUCUGUGCCAUUCUUUACCCCA